Molecule: messenger RNA, 13792 nt
Organism: Monodelphis domestica (gray short-tailed opossum)
Lineage: Eukaryota; Metazoa; Chordata; Mammalia; Didelphimorphia; Didelphidae
Gene: KIF26B
Product: kinesin family member 26B
Biological process (GO): microtubule-based movement
Molecular function (GO): ATP binding; microtubule motor activity; microtubule binding
Source: RefSeq, a predicted model, not a curated record
UGAAGAUUUUCUUUUCUUUGGAUGUAACACUGGUGGAACAUUUAGGCAGUGUCUUUUUGGGGCAAAGUCACCAUGAAUUCUGUGGCUGGGAAUAAAGAGAGGAUCGCAGUCACAACCAGGAGCAGAAAAUACGGGGUGAACGAAGUCUGCUCCCCUACCAAGACCGCCGCCCCCUUCUCCCCGGAGAGCUGGUACAGGAAAGCCUAUGAAGAGUCCCGGGCGGGGAGCCGGCCCAACCCCGAGGGCGCCGGCUCGGCUCUCGGCUCGUCCGGCACCCCAUCCCCUGGCUCAGGCACCUCGUCCCCGAGUUCCUUCACGGGCUCCCCGGGACCUGCUUCCCCUGGCAUCGGCACCAGCUCGCCCGGCUCCCUGGGAGGCUCGCCAGGCUUUGGCACCGGUUCGCCGGGCUCGGGCAGCGGGGGCGGCUCCUCUCCAGGUUCGGACCGAGGCGUCUGGUGCGAAAAUUGCAACGCCCGCCUGGUGGAGCUGAAGAGACAGAUUCUGAAGCUGCUUCUCCCGGGCCCCUUCUCCAGCAAGGACCCCGCAUUCUCUUCUGCCAUCCACGACAAGCUCCAGGUCCCCAACACCAUCCGGAAAGCAUGGAACGAAAGAGACAACCGCUGCGACAUCUGCGCGACUCACCUGAACCAGCUGAAGCAGGAGGCCAUCCAGAUGGUGCUCACCCUGGAGCAGGCAGCCCACAGCGAGCACUACGAUGCUGCGUCGCCCAGCUCGCCUCCGCCCCUCGCCAACAUCCCUGCUUUGGUGGGGCCCCGGCAUGUGGGUGGCCUCCAGCAGCCCCGAGACUGGGCCUUUGUGCCUGCUUCCUACGCCACCUCUAACUAUACAGGCUUCCUCCCCAACAAGCAUGGCAGCAAGCCCAAUAGCCUUGGGGUUGGCAGUGGGGCUGAGAAGAAGAAUGGAUCCCCUACCCACCAGGCCAAGGUCAGCCUCCAGAUGGCCACCAGCCCCAGCAAUGGGAAUAUCCUCAACUCAGUGGCUAUCCAGGCCCACCAGUAUCUGGAUGGCACCUGGUCCCUGUCCAGAACAAAUGGAGUCACACUCUACCCCUACCAGAUCUCCCAGCUGAUGACUGAUCCUGGACGAGAGGGACUGACCGAAGCUGCCCUGAAUCGCUACAAUGCAGACAAACCCUCCGUGUACAGCUUUCCGGCCUCCCAGAGCCCCUGUGCUGCCAGCGAAACUUCCCAGGGCACCUCAGUGGCAGCAUCCUUCUUUGCCAGAGCUGCUCAGAAGUUGAAUCUAUCUUCCAAAAAGAAGAAGAACCGACCUUCAACUUCAUCAGCUUCCGAAUCACCUCUCUUCUCUACAAGCUUCAGCGGGAUUCUCCAGGCAUCCCCUCCUCCUGCUCCACCUUGUUUGUUAAGGGCAGUCAACAAAGUAAAAGACACUCCAGGCCUGGGCAAGGUGAAGGUCAUGGUCCGCAUCUGCUCUACUCUUGCCAGGGACACCUCAGAAUCCAGCUCCUUUUUGAAGGUGGAUCCAAGGAAGAAGCAAAUCACCCUUUAUGAUCCCUUGACUUGCGGGGGGCAAAAUGCCUUCCAAAAGAGAGGCAACCAGGUUCCACCCAAGAUGUUUGCUUUUGAUGCCGUUUUCCCCCAGGAUGCAUCUCAGGCUGAAGUGUGUGCUGGGACGGUGGCGGAGGUGAUCCAGUCUGUGGUCAAUGGAGCUGAUGGCUGUGUGUUCUGUUUUGGUCAUGCCAAGCUCGGAAAAUCCUAUACCAUGAUUGGAAAGGAUGAUUCCAUGCAGAACCUUGGCAUCAUCCCUUGUGCCAUCUCCUGGCUUUUCAAGCUGAUUAACGAGCGCAAGGAGAAGACGGGGGCCCGUUUCUCUGUCCGGAUCUCUGCCGUUGAAGUGUGGGGAAAGGAAGAGAACCUGCGGGACCUGCUGUCGGAGGUGGCCACGGGCAGUCUGCAGGAUGGCCAGUCCCCUGGAGUGUACCUUUGUGAGGAUCCCAUCUGUGGCAUGCAGCUCCAGAACCAGAGUGAGCUUCGAGCCCCCACAGCAGAGAAGGCAGCCUUCUUCCUUGAUGCUGCUAUUGCCUCUCGUCGGAGUAACCAGCAGGAUUGUGAUGAGGAUGACCAUAGGAACUCACAUAUGUUAUUCACGCUCCAUAUCUACCAGUACCGAAUGGAAAAGAGUGGAAAAGGUGGAAUGUCCGGAGGCCGAAGCCGCCUGCAUCUGAUUGAUUUAGGCAGCUGUGUCAAAGCUCUGAGCAAAAAUCGAGAAGGUGGCUCAGGCCUGUGCCUGUCCCUGUCAGCCCUGGGAAAUGUCAUCCUCGCUCUGGUCAACGGCAGCAAGCACAUCCCGUACAAAGACAGCAAGCUCACCAUGUUGCUACGAGAGUCCCUGGGAAACAUGAACUGUCGCACCACCAUGAUUGCUCACAUCUCCGCAGCCGCCGGGAACUAUGCAGAAACCCUGUCUACCAUCCAGAUUGCAUCCAGGGUCCUAAGGAUGAAGAAAAAGAAAACUAAGUACACUUCAAGCUCUUCUGGAGGGGAAAGCUCUUGUGAAGAAGGCAGAAUGCGCCGGCCAACCCAGCUGAGACCCUUCCAUCCCCGCAAUGCUGUUGACCCAGACUUCCCUAUCCUUCACUUGUCUAGUGACCCAGAUUACUCCUCUAGCAGUGAGCAGUCCUGUGACACUGUGAUCUACGUGGGCCCCAAUGGCACGGCCCUCUCAGAUAAGGAGCUCACUGACAAUGAAGGACCCCCAGACUUUGUCCCGAUAGUUCCUGCCCUGCAGAAGACCAAGAACAACAGCAGGCUGGAGGAUGCAGGGGACAGUGCUUCCAACAAGUCAGAGAGGGACUGCCUGAAGUGCAAUACCUUUGCAGAGCUCCAGGAAAGACUAGACUGCAUAGAUGGCAGUGAAGAGACCAACAAGUUUCCUUUUGAGGAGUUGCCCAUCCAGUUUGGGGCUGACCAGAUGAGCAAGUGCCCCACCUUAUCUAGUCAAGUGGCUGAGGUGAGCCAACUCUCAGAUUCAGAUAAGGAAGAGAAUGGUUCUGAUGGUCAGUUAUUGGAUAAGGAAGGGCAGGAGAGUACCAGUCCCCUGGUCACCAAGUUACAGAGGAAUCACUCCCCAGUUCCUUCUGCAGCCUUCUCCAAUACUCCCACACCCUCCUCACCCAGGAGCAUCCCCGGCAGCUCCAGCAGCCAGCCAAGCUCUUCCCAACUUACCCAGAGCCCUAGUCUUCAGAGCAGUCGGGAAAGUCUCAACUCCUGUGGCUUUGUGGAAGGCAAGCCCCGGCCAAUGGGUUCCCCUCGCCUUGGAAUCGCUAGUCUUUCCAAAACUUCUGAGUACAAGCCCCCAAAUUCACCCUCUCAGAGAUGCAAAGUCUAUACCCAGAAAGGGGUGCUCCCCUCUCCAGCUCCUCCUCCACCACCACCACCACCACCCUUGACUAAGGAUUCUGGGAUGGUGUCUAGUGAAUCUCUACUGCAGCCUGAGAUUCGCACGCCUCCAGUAGGAAUGAGCCCUCAAGUCCUGAAGAAAUCCGUAUCCUCUGGGAGUGGGGGAUUUUCAGAGACCAUCAUUGAUGAGGAGCAAUCAGCCACAUCUCCGGGUUCCAAAAAAGGGGUCCUGAGCACAACCAUGGUCACUGUCCAACAACCUCUGGAGUUGAAUGGUGAGGAUGAGCUGGUCUUCACUUUGGUAGAGGAACUGACCAUCAGUGGGGUCCUGGAAAAUGGGCGUCCCACCAGCAUCAUCAGCUUCAACAGUGAUUGUUCUGUGCAAGCCUUGGCUUCAGGCUCCCGCCCAGUCAGUAUCAUCAGCAGCAUCAGUGAGGACCUAGAGUGUUACUCCAACACAGCUCCAGUCUCAGAGGUCAGCAUCACCCAGUUCUUGCCCCUUCCCAAGUUAAACUUAGAUGAAAAAGUCCGGGAUGCUGGGAGCAGGAGGUCCUCCAUCAGCUCUUGGCUGAGUGAGAUGAGCACAGGAAGCGAUGGUGAGCAGUCAUGCCACAGCUUCAUAGCCCAGACAUGCUAUGGGCAUGGGGAAGCCCUGGCAGACCCUCCACUCCCAGACUUUGCAAACGCCAUCCAGAAUACUAGAAUGAUGUGUGGAGACAAGCCAAAGGCAGGCCCAGAAAAUUUACUCAUUCUUUCUGAAAUGGGAGAAGAGGUUUUCAACAAGGGCUCACCUCUCAAAGGUUGCAAAAUAUCAGCUCUUGGCAAAGCUAUGGUAACAAUUUCCAAUGCAGCAAACUUAGGUGGCUGUGAUGGCUACAUUCCCAUGAAGACCAAUAUUACUGUUUAUCCAUGUAUCUCUGUGAGCCCCCUUAAUAUCCAGGAGACUGAUGAGGCCAUAACCUCAGUCAACUCGUCUUCCAAAGCAGCCCAGUCUCAGGAGGGCAAGGAAGCCAGCACAAAGAAAGAGAUCAAAUUUGAAGACCCUUGGCUCAAGCGAGAAGAGGAGGUGAAAAAAGAGAAUACUUAUCCUAGUAAUGUGACUAGCUUUGAAAAUGAGAUGGGUUCCACAAAGCCUGAGCCUAGGCAUGAACAAGAACAAGGCAAAAAGCCCAACUCAGUAGACAGGUUCAGCAGCAGCAGUAGCAGUGGGGAGACAUCUAACUCCCCAGUGUCUGACAAUUUCAAGAGGAUUGUGGAUGGGUGUGAGAUGACCUUGUCCAGCCUGGCCACCCAAACCCCUGUGCAUGCCAACAAGAGCCUAAAGGCUAGCAGUCUCCCGAGGGCAUUUCAGAAAGCCAGCAGGCUGGAUGACCUGGACAGUGUCUUCUAUCACUGUGCUGCCGAGAGCAAUGGUAUCUGCUCAGCGGGCUCUCAGUCCUCCAAGACCACCCUAGAGAGGAGAAUGGCUUCUCCGAAGCACUGUGUUCUGGCUCGACCCAAAGGGACACCCCCUCUCCCUCCCAUCCGAAAGUCAAGCCUAGAUCAGAAGAAUCGGGCUAGCCCCCAGCACAGUGCCCCCAGCAGUAGCACUAGCAGUCCCUUGAACCAGCCAGCUCCUUUCUUGCCUGGCUUCCCCGAUGAGCCCAACAGCAAGACAAAAGACACCAGUAGCAGCAAGUUGUUCAGUGCCAAGCUUGAGCAGCUCGCCAGUAGGUCCAACUCCCUGGGUCGGUCCACAGUGAGUCACUAUGAGUGCCUGUCCCUGGAGAGGGCCGAGAGCCUGUCCUCUGUAAGCUCCAGGAUGCACUCUGGAAAAGACAGCACCAUGCCAAGGACCGGGAGGACCCUCAAUCGUUCCGCCAUGUCCUCUCCCACCAAUUCCUGCACCUCGCAGUCAGCUGGGGCCUCGCCCAAGGCUGGCCAGUCGAAGAUCUCUGCGGUGAGCAAGCUUCUCCUGGCCAGCCCCAAAGCUCGGAGCCUCUCCACCUCCACCACCAAAACCCUUAGCUUCUCCACCAAGUCUCUGCCACAGUCAGUUGGGCAGAGCUCCAGCCUACCCCCCAGUGGAAAGCACAUGUCUUGGUCCACCCAGUCCCUCAGCCGGAGCCGAGGAUCCGGACUCACGUCCAAACUUCCCCUACGUGCGGUCAAUGGCCGGAUCUCCGAACUGCUUCAGGGGAAUACAAACACCCGAGGUUUGCAGCUACGUGGGAGCUCUGAGGCAGAGGAGCGAGGCGGCCUUCCUGGAGAGGAGAAGCCAGCCGUUCAUAUGCUGCCCUCGCCCUAUAGCAAAAUCACCCCGCCUCGUAAGCCCCAUCGGUGCAGCAGUGGUCAUGGCAGUGACAACAGUAGUGUGCUCAGUGGGGAGCUCCCGCCAGCUAUGGGGAAAACAGCCCUGUUUUAUCACAGUGGCGGCAGCAGCGGCUACGAGAGCAUGAUGAGAGACAGCGAGGCCACAGGCAGCGCUUCCUCUGCCCAAGACUCCAUGAGUGAGAACAGCAGCUCCGUCAGCGGAAGGUGUCGAAGUCUCAAAACUCCAAAGAAACGCUCCAAUUCAGGUUCUCAGAGACGGAGGCUCAUUCCCGCUCUAUCACUUGAUACCACCUCCCCAGUAAGGAAACCUUCAAACAGUGCUGGCGUCCGCUGGGUGGAUGGACCAAUGAGGAGUACCCAGAGGGGUCUAGGGGAACCCUUUGAAAUCAAAGUCUAUGAAAUUGAUGAUGUGGAGAGGCUUCAGCGGCGUCGAGGCAUUGACAACAAGGAGGUGAUAUGUUUCAAUGCAAAGCUGAAAAUUCUGGAGCAUCGCCAACAGAGGAUUGCUGAGGUCCGGGCCAAGUAUGAGUGGUUAAUGAAGGAACUGGAGAUGACCAAGCAGUAUCUGAUGCUGGAUCCCAACAAAUGGCUCAGUGAAUUUGACUUGGAGCAGGUAUUGGAGCUGGAUUCCUUGGAGUACCUGGAAGCCCUCGAGUGUGUGACUGAGCGCCUAGAAAACAGGGUCAACUUCUGCAAGGCCCACCUCAUGAUGAUCACCUGCUUCGACAUCACCUCCAGGCGCCGAUAAAGAGAGAGUCAACUCCUCGCCAACCCUUCCCCCGCCCCCAACCCAUCUUCCACCUCCAUCCCACCCACCCACAGCCCAGGACUCCCCAGAAACAGUCAUUCUCAGCUAGGCCCUCUGCAAAGACAGCACCCCAAAGACCAUGGAAUGAGGAUGAAGGUCGGCGGCAAGUCUGGAGCAAGUGUUGAGCGGCAGGCGAUUUUUUUUUUCCUUUCGUUUCUCUAGGAAGGGUGCCAACAUCAAACCCACAGUGAAGUGAAGGAGCAAAAAUGUUGGGAAGCCGGAGGGAUAUCAAAGGCCCCGCGAGACUGAAAAGAGCACUUUGAAGAACUUUCAAGGACACGUUUGUACAUACAAACUGUGUGAGGAGCAAAGGCAACCUUGUUCUUUCUUGGCUUUGGCCAAGAGAGGGGAAGGGUGGAAGUAGGAAUGCUGCUGCCGAGAGCUAAACAAAACAGCAACAAACAACAAAUACCCCGAAAGACUGUUUAAGUGCCUUGCAAAUCUUUAUUAUCCAAACAUUUAUGUUCAUACUUUCUUGUGUACAGAUGGUGCUAGUCAAGAAAAUUACAAAACAAACGAAAAAAGGAAAAUCAACCACAUUUUGGAAAUGUAUUAAUGUAUUUACAGCUCGUUUUCUCCUGUUUCUGACUUGCUGUUUCUAAGUAACUUGUGUUUGUAGAGAUAUUUCCUAAUCAGUAUCACAUAUGAAUAAAUGUUAACUGUCUUUUAUGGUUUACCUCCAGUAAGGCCACUCAAACAGAACGUGGAUACUGCCUGUCAAUAGCCAGUGUGUUUCCAACAAGACUUUGGGGUGCCAGGUGAUCUUAGCCACUGCCUUUCACCAUUCUCAUGGACACUGGGCUUGGCUUGGGAUCAUUGAGUUUAAGGAUCACUUGGGGUUUUGGAGAAUGGACGAGGAGAAAGGGGAAUACCACCCCAAAGCUAGAGGGAUCUCUUUCACCCUCCUCCUCAGCACCCUACCAACUUACAUGGCAUCUGUGGGCUUCAUGUAUGGUCCCACCUGGGAGUCCUGGCAGACAUUUGGAUUCCUAUCACCAUGCAUCUAUCAUUUAUUUGUGUCUUGAAACAUGACCCCAUGGACUGAAAUUUCUUAUUUUAACUUUUAUUUCCCCAAAUCCUUUGAAAUAGAAAGUUUGAGCAAAUGCAGAAGUCUCAUGAUUUAGUUUGUGAAUUUGUUUGGGGUGGGGCGGUCUUCCAUCCUGAGACCUAUCCAAAGUAUUUAUUUGAGUGUGGCACAUAGGUUGGGUUUAAAUUAAUGCAGCUUAGUGCCACAGAAGAGAAAUAAUCUUAGAUAAUACCUUCUGAUCUCUAAAAUACUAUCAGAACACUAAGAAAUGAAGAAGUCUAAUUCUUCCAGGGUCUUCAGUUGUUGUGGAUCUAUAGAAGGAUGCUUUGGCCUUGACCACACUUCUCUUCUCUCAGCCCUAGAGCACAGGGGAAUAGGGAGACAGUUCCUUUUCCUCAUUCCCUCAUAUAUAUUUUCCCAGACUGUUCCUCAAAGACAGAGAACUGAAGCCAGUAAGAAUGGGGAGAAUGAUAGAAUAAGAGGAAGCAUGCUACAGUUGGGCACUAAAAGUAGAAUUAAGAUGAGACCAUGGGCAAGUUAUUCCAUUUUCUAAACCUCAAUUUCAUCAUCUCUAACUCCACAGAGUGGCCUUGGGGUUCAAAGGAUAUAUAAAUGCUUCAAAAUACUUUGCAAAUUUUAAAGUAAGAAUCAGAUAUUAUCAUAUAUGGUCCCCAGAUCCUAGAAGAUUAAAGCUUUAUACACAAAUUGGAAUGUGUAUCCCCAUAGCAUUACUUUUGGAGAUUAUCCCCAUUUUACAGAUCAAGGAUGCUGAGGUCAAGGAACUUCCCUGAUAACUGAAAUGAGUUAGCAACAGAAGCAAGAAUGAAGUACAAGAAGGAGCCUUAUCUUCCAUCCCAGAGUUCCUUCCACAAAUAAGCAGUAAUUCAAUAUGGUGUUGUUUCUCAUUAGCUUGUUUCCAGACUUCUUUAGCGUAGACUAGACCAUCUGAGGCAUCUUACUUCUUCCUCCCACCCCUGUCCACAUAUGCACACACACACACACACACACACACACACACAGACACACACACACACAUGAACUCAGUCCUGGUGAUGAGACAUUGGAAUCUCACAGCCUACCCUGAAAUAAAAUACCAUCUGUUUGAAGCCUGAUAGGUUUCUUUUCAGAUGGAGAAAAACAUUUGGACUUCAAAGCACCAUCUUUGGAACCUUAUGAAUUAAGAUACAGUGAAGCUUACAUUAUUAAAUCCCUUACUGGUUCACUGCCCCCAGUGAAUUACAAUUCCAGACUUGAAUAUUUCAUAUAAACCUAUUUUUCUACACUCCACAAGGAAGGUUUUUCUUUGGAUAGAGGCUUAAAUCCUAUGGACAGAAGGACUGUGUUGUAAAGAAAGAUUGAUCUGGAAGAGAUUUGAUCAUCAGUAACCAUCCUCUUCAUCAUCUACAACUAUUAUUCUUUCCUCCUAAGCCAAGGAUAGGUGACCCCCAGCUCCUUACUUGUGACUUCAUUUGACAGAUUAAUCUCAUGAUUUUGCUAAUUGCUCCAGAGCUUAUACUCUUAAUUUCUUGUACCUAUGAAGGUGUCCAGCAGUGACUGGAUUUCUUGAAUUCAUCCAAAUCCAAAAUCUUUAUAGUUUUUGUUCUAUGCUAAGCUUUUCUUGAAGUCUGAGAAAUUGUGCUGUGUUUUCAAUGAAAGGUCUCUGGGACUUUUUUACAACAAAAUCAGUUGAUCAAUAAUCCUAUUGCUAACCUGAGGUUUAUGUCCCCAUGGAAAUCUUCACCAUGUUGCCUUUAACAGGCCAUCCUCUAAAUGCUGGUGCUUUUCAAGUAGGGAGACAGUGGAGAAAUCUCCAGGGAUUUGACAUCUGAAUUGAUAUGAUUCUUCCUUGGAAUUUCUUUUCAUCUUGCUUCCAAUAACAUUUCUCUCUUUGUACUUUUGUGCCAGCAGUCUAAGAAACCAACAAGGUAGGAUUAAAACCUAGACUGAACUUGCCAAGUAAACUGCCUUCUUAACUCCAAAAUAAUGCCAAUACCUUAAAACCUUAGAACAAGAUUAUGACAUUCCACAAGACCCUUAGCUAGCACCCAUCACUUGGAGAUCAUGUCCAUUCUCUUUAACCCAAUUUUAUAUAAGAACUGCCUUAACUUAACAAAACCACAUGUGAGGACAUGGAACCUUGAACCAUCAUGUGCCUAUCCCAGCCUAUGAUCCAUGUGGAUCAUGGCCUUCAAGGGCAAAGUAAGUGUGUCCUAUUGUGCUGGACAUAAUUCUGUAACAAAGUAGUUUUUGCAUAGUGACCAGGCAGUUAAAUGGUUAAAAGAGAACCAGGCAUUAUUUCUGCUUCAGUGAAGGCUGGAGGAAGAGGGGAUGAAGACAGAAUGCCUGUCUGCAAUUCCAUGGACCUUUCCACCAAUUAAAAAGAUCAUGUCUUUAGUUAUUUGAAAUAAGCAUUUAGAUAGAAGGAAAUAUCUUUGGAAUUCGUGGAUUUUUCAGCAAUUGCAGGGGAAAUAUGCUUCAAAUAAAAAGGUACUCUGGUAAUCUUGGUUCUGUCUCCCUGGGACUAAAUCCAUAUUGCAUUUCAUGAUGUCUGACUAGUGAGACGCUUCAUACUGUGAAGGAGAAAUAGUUUUCUUUAUCCCAGCUUUUCUUCAUCACCUGAUAUCUACAACCUUUGAUCUUUUAGUCCUUGAAUUGCCUUCUGCAUCACAGAACAACUAUGUCUAACUUUCAUCUCUCCCUAAUAAGAGAUAGGAAACACAAGGACUGCUGUUAUUUUGUCUGCCAAUUGCCAUCCUGAACAAAAAGGGCUUGGGAUACAAAUGGAGGGGUCUGUCCAUUGCCACCACGGAAAUUGAGAACCACACUGGUCCCAGUCAGCAAGGCCCGCAGGGAGUUCUCCUCCCCUUGAAAGCAGGGAUGGCAGAUGAGCAGGGAUUAGAGUACGAAUCUGACCCAGUUUGCUAUAAAUUAACACCUCCAACCUAAGCCUGAUGUCUCAUACAUUCUGCUGGGAGAUUGUAGAGAAUUUAUUGCAGCCCCACAUCCUACUCAGGCAUCCCGCUUUAUGUUUUCCUAAGGUUCAUCUACCAAUUAAAAUACCUCUAGGCAAGCAUAUCUACUGUUUGGUUCCUGAAUUUCUGCUCAAAUGUUCAGCCAGAAAUGAGGAUAUGGUAAGUUCUGGGACACAUAGAUGAUUCCUGUAUUUCUUUCUGUGUGUAUUUCAUUUGCUAACGCCCAUUGUUAGCAUCAGAAAGUCAGGGAAGCUCUGUGCCUUAAGUCCUAGCUUAUUGAGAGUGCCGGGCAACACUUGAGAUUCACUGUUAGUGGGGAAAUGCCAACAGCAGGUUCUCUUCUCAGUGACCACAAAUGGAUUCUAAUCUAGUUAUAGUCUUUAAGCAAAACAAAACACAAGCAACAGUUGGUUUUCCAGUUCAAACUGAAGGUUAAUUUGCCCAUUGUUGUGUCUUGCUGGAAUAUUAGUCAACAAUUGGAGUCCUCACCCCAACGUAGCAAAUCUGACUAUUUGACAGAUUUUAGAAUCCCAGCACUGUGGAUGAGUGGCCAUGAUAAUAACCCCAAUAACUCUUACUCUGUUAGCAAAAUAUAAUGAGCAGGAACUACAGCUGCCAAUUAGUGAGGGCCAACAUAACUGUUUGAGCAUUGGCCCAAGUUUUAGGGAGCUUUUUUGCUGGCCUUGAGUUGGGAGUUAGUGUCGAUUCAGUGAUACUCCAGUGUCCGGUACCCAUUACCCCAAGGGUCUCACUGAUAUUUUCCCUUUGAUCCUCUAGACAUGGAACUAGCACUCUUGAAACUCUAGUAUCAAUGAGAAUGUAGUACUCUUCUCGAAUGCCAGAAGUCCAAAGUAAGCCAUCUUUCACUGAACCAGAUGAAGAGAAUGGAUAUAGGCUACAGGCAGAAAAAAAGGUUGCAGCCCUUUAAAAAUAUUGCCCUUCUACGCAUUAAAAUAAUCUUUCUCUCUCUCCUCCUCCUGCAGUAGAAAUCCAAUGAACAUGGGGGGGGGAGGUCAGGAGACGGGAUGGGCACUUGAUUUCUCAACUCACACAUUGCAAUUCAUCCCAAAGCAUUUUGCAUGCCAAAUUUUUGCAAACUGGACAUUCACUCCUGCCAUGUAAAAGAGAUAACCAAGCUAGGGGCAAAGAGGGGUUGGCUGUUAAGCCUGCAUUUGCAGAAAGCCAUAGAAAAAUCCCUGAAACUUACCCCUUAAGCCUCCCUGAAAGAAACAUAUUCUGCUUUUGAGUGGUCCUACUCUGAGAAACUGAGGAAUUCUUAAUAUAAUGGACUUAAAGGGUUCUUAAAGAAAGUUUCAGAUUGUAUAAUCAAUAUGGUCUAGAUAAGGAUAUACUGCCCCUCAUAUGUGUGUGUAUGUGGGCGCCUGUAUGUGUGUGUGGCACUUAGCAUAGUGCCUGGCACAAAGUAAGUGUUUAAUAAAUGGUAAGCACUAACUGACUGACACACAGACACACACAUAUAUGUAGAAAUGAACUUUUUUCCUCCAAGAUAUUCAUUCUUUUCUCCCUUUUCCAUAGCUGAGGUUGCUAAGAAGUCCUAUCUCACACAGUGGUAUUUGGUGUAUGAAGAGGGUAUAAUUUAUUUGUGAACUCAGGAUGUCCUUGUUUUAAUAGAGUUGCUUGUAUCUGAUAAUUUAUUUACCCUUGGCCAUGGCUGGACAUGCUGAUCAAGGCGUCCUGCAUUGUGUCCCACUGCUAGAUCCAUUCCAUUCUGUUUGUGGCUACAUGAUUGUCCUCCAGCAGGGUCUCCUGGUGGAAAGGUGGGCUUUGGGGGGAGGGGAGGGAGGUAAACUAAGGGAAAACAGGAGCAAGGGUCCAAACCCCAAAGUCCGGGACUUAGCUUGGAACCUUUGGGAUCCUAUUCUAAAGAACUGAAAGAGGGUGAAAAUGAAGUUUUGGUGAAUUUGGUGAUAAAAGUGAAUUUGGAAAUGCAGCUUCUGGUGGUCUAAGAAAAGAAUCCAGACCCUUAGGAGAAUGGUUUAUCUAUAAAGUCCUGAGAAGAAUGUCUCAAGUCAUAGGUUCUCUAGGCUUUCUGAGACCUUGUGUACUCUUAUAAAGGUUUAUUGUGGAGGUAGCCAGAGUUUUUCUAUUUGGAUUUACCUGGCUCCUGUUUAUGAAAGAAUUCAGAGCACUUUAGUAUUUCUUAACCACCUAUAUCGGAAGGCAUUUUGUAAACUCUUGACCUACCUGAGCAAUGGAAAGGGUCUGGAGGCAACCAUUCUAUUGGGAGGUAGCCAGAUCUAAGGUUUAGUCUAGGAGUAAAGAUGAUGGGGUUCUAGGCUUGGCUUCUCUGUUAACUUGCUGUGUGACCUUGAGCAAGUCACUUAAUUUUGCUGAGCCUCAGUUUCCUCAGCUGCAAAAUGGGGAAUAGUACCUUUCUCACUGGUAUGGUGUGAUUGCAAAAUGAGAUUAUAGAUGUAAAGUGCUAUGAAAAUAUACUCUGUAAGAAUGCUAGGGGUUAUUUUAUAGGUGGAGAAACUGAGGCACAGAGUUCUCUAUGACUUGCCUAAGGUUACACAACAAGUCAGUAGCAGAACUGGAAUUCAAGUCCAUGUUUCUUGACUCUCAACCUUAUUCUCUUCCUAUUAGACAAAUGUUAUGUAAAUAUUUGAAUAUAUUCAGCUACAGAAAUGGGCCCAUUUACAAACAGGCAGGCAAGAAAAGCUUGAUUCCAGUUUUGAAAAAGCAAUUAAAGUUCAUUUUAAAAAUAUAUUCACUUACUGAGUUUAAAAACAGUGAAUUCCAAACAAGUUAAUUAAAGCCUCAUUUUAAAAAAUCUUGAUGAAAGUGUUUUUAAUUAGUCAUUGUUUUUAAACUCACUGUUAACUCAAUAAAGGGUUUUUUUAAAUUAAGUGCUUGUUAGCUAGAAAGAUUUUUUUUAUAAGCUUCAAUCUUUUUGACCCUGAAUCCAACUUUUCUCUUUCUUUAGCUCAGUCUCAUCUGCUGGUUUGUAAAUGGGCCUCUUCCUGUGUAUGCGUCUUAUCAUAGAUAUAUAAAAGCUAGCUGUUGGUGUGAUUGUAAUGAAGCAGCAGCAGCAGCAGCAGCUGUUUCCAUGAUGGACACAAUUCAGAAAGCUGCUGCUAGUCACCAACUAGCAGAAUAAAUCCAUUAAAUUUGUGCCGUUUCUAGUGUAAAAAAAAAAAGUUUACUGUUUACUGGAAAAGAUCUCUGACUUUUUGUGGCAUAUGAGGUGUGAAUUGUUGUCCAAAAAAAUCUGGUGUUUCAAAGAAUUGAACUCUGGUGGCAUUAAAUGUUCACUUUUAUUCUGCUCAUA